AUGGAUCUACCUACCGAGCAAGCACAUGACACCAUGCCUGUGUUGGCGGAUGAUUCCCGACAUGCGUAUUUUAUGAAGCAGGCUUUGUCGAUGGGUGAAAAGGCGCUGCUCGCCGGAGAGACACCUGUUGGAUGUGUUGUGGUCCACAACGACCAGAUUGUGGGGUAUGGAAUGAAUGAUACGAAUCGGUCCAUGAAUGGAACCCGCCAUGCCGAAUUUCUUGCCAUCGCAGAGGUGCUCCAAACCUAUCCCAGGUCGGCUAUCAGUUCCAUGGAUCUUUACGUCACAGUUGAGCCAUGCGUGAUGUGUGCCUCGGCCCUCAAGCAGUAUCGCAUCCGCAGUGUAUACUACGGCUGUGGCAAUGACCGGUUCGGAGGCACUGGUAGUGUUCUAUCUCUCCAUUCUGAUGCCGCUAUCGAUCCCGCAUUUCCAGUUUACAGUGGGCUUUUUGAACACGAAGCUAUCAUGCUACUUCGACGAUUUUACAUCCAAGAAAAUGAGAAAGCUCCCAAACCUCGACCAAAGAAGAACCGUGAGCUGAAUACCAAGUUUGGUAAUGAGAAUGGUGAGGAAAAUCAGACGUCGACUUCGUAG
Penicillium verhagenii is the source of this 594-nucleotide messenger RNA. Its product is annotated as nucleoside deaminase. Lineage: Eukaryota; Fungi; Ascomycota; Eurotiomycetes; Eurotiales; Aspergillaceae. Gene Ontology annotation, cellular component: cytoplasm; nucleus. Gene Ontology annotation, biological process: tRNA wobble adenosine to inosine editing. The record is from RefSeq and is a predicted model, not a curated record. Gene Ontology annotation, molecular function: tRNA-specific adenosine-34 deaminase activity; zinc ion binding. Bases 1 to 594 code for a protein of 197 amino acids. The transcript is spliced from 5 exons.